Molecule: messenger RNA, 3204 nt
Organism: Clupea harengus (Atlantic herring)
Lineage: Eukaryota; Metazoa; Chordata; Actinopteri; Clupeiformes; Clupeidae
Product: basement membrane-specific heparan sulfate proteoglycan core protein-like
Exons: 17
Coding region: 1-3099 (1032 amino acids)
Biological process (GO): immune response; cell surface receptor signaling pathway
Cellular component (GO): external side of plasma membrane
Molecular function (GO): transmembrane signaling receptor activity
Source: RefSeq, a predicted model, not a curated record
AUGAUAGAAAAUGCCCUGCCUUUGGCUACACUGACUGUGGAGCCACAUAGUCCUGUGUUCACUGGAGAGACAGUCACUCUGAGGUGUGUGAUAGAGUCUCUCAGUGACUGGACAUACAUGAUGUAUAAGUGGCCAAGCAGUGCCCCAGUGUCUGAGGGGAACACCUUCAACAUCAUAGCUGCUCAGUCUAAUAAGGGCCAGUACUGGUGUCAGGGGAAGAGAAGAGACAGACCCACAGCAUCACAAACAAGCAGUAGAAUAACUCUUGACGUAACAGCUCUGCCUGAAGCUAUGGUGAAUGUAGUGUCUCCUCACAGUCCAUACUACCCUGGAGAUGACGUCACUCUGAGGUGUGACAUAGCAGAGUACACAGGCUGGUAUCGGUAUGACUGGUAUAAAUACAAUAAUCAGAUAUCCAGCCAGACCAAGAAGACCAUCCUCAUCUCUCUUCCUGAUGAUGCUGGCCAGUACACAUCUCUGCCCACAGCUACACUGUCUGUAGAGCCUCCUCAGGGUCCAUACUACCCUGGAGAUGAAGUCACUCUGAGGUGUGACAUAGCAGAGUACACAGACUGGUAUCUGUAUUACUGGUACAGAGGUAGUUACUACAUUCCUUCUCAGAAAAGUCAAACCGCCAUCUACCUCCAUGUUGAUGUUGGCCUGUACCAGUACACAUGUGCAGGACGUAGAGGAUCUAGACCAACGACUUCCCAGCUCAGUGCACCUAUCUCCAUCACUGUCACAGCCCUGCCUUUGGCUACACUGACUGUGGAGCCACAUAGUCCUGUGUUCACUGGAGAGACAGUCACUCUGAAGUGUGUGAUAAAGUCUCUCAGUGGAUGGACAUAUAAGUGGUAUAAAGGGUUAAGCAGUGCCCCAGUGUCUGAGGGAAACACCUUCACCAUCAGAGGAGCUACGGAGUCUCAUAAGGGCCAGUACUGGUCAUCAAAGCCCAAACUCACAUUAAGACCAGGCCACCAGCUCCUCACAGGAGACUCAGUGACUCUGACAUGUGAGUUGGGUGUUUCCUCUGGUUUGGUGUUCUACUGGUACAGAGACACACAGACCUCUGAUCCUGUGGCCCAGACUGAUGGAAACUCCUACAGCAUCAUCUCUGUUAAAGUCUCUGAUGGAGGACAGUACUGGUGCAGAGCUGGGAGAGGAGACCCAGUCUAUCACACACAGUACAGUGAUGAAGUUGAGAUAAAGGUUACAGAAAGACCAAAAGCCACUGUUACCCUUAAAUCAAACUGGACAGAGUUCUUCAGUGGAGAAAGGGUCUCUCUCAGAUGUGACAUAAAGAGUGGGGAGAGCAGUGACUGGGAGUACAGCUGGUUUAGGAAUGGAGUCUCUAAGUCUGAAAAGGAACAUGAAAUCAGUCCAUCCCAAAAUGGUAACUAUACUUGUAAAGGACAAAGGAAACGUGAUACAAAAGAAUCAGAAGAAAGUGCUGCUGUUGGUAUUACAGUUUCUUCGGAGAAAGCCCAGGCAGUUCUGGGUUCCCUUUCACAGAUGUGGCUGACUGAAGGAGACUCAGUGACUCUGAGCUGUGAGGUUAGAGGCUCCACUACAGGCUGGAGAUUCCACUGGUACAAGACUGCCCCCUACAGUCCUGAGUUGGUAUAUGAAAAAAGAAGAUAUUCUCUACAGCUGGUCUCAGACAGCAUCAGUGGAGCUGAAGGCUCCUACACUCUCAGCCCAGCUGCUCUUAGACACACAGGGGUUUAUGUGUGCAAAGGAGAGAGAGGAGAGCCAGCCUAUCACACAGAGUUCAGCCAACCUCAGCCACUCUGGGUCACAGGUGUGUCCCCUCCAGCUUCUGUGAUCAUCCACUCAAACUGGACCCAGAUCUUUACAUCCGAGUCUCUCUCACUGAGGUGUGGGGUUCAGGGCAACUCUACUGGAUGGAGACUGAGGUGGUUCACAGGCAGAGGAGGGAUAUCAAAGUGUCCCACUCUCUGGAGAUCAGAAACAGGAUCCACCUGCAGCAUCAGCUCAGCAUCAUCAUCAGACAGUGGAGUUUACUGGUGUCAGUCUGAGUCUGGAGAGCAGAGUGAUCCUGUCACAGUGCACACUGGUAAUGUGAUCCUGGAGAGUCCUGCCCAUCCUGUGACUGAGGGAGAUCCUCUGACCCUGCGCUGUAGAUAUCGCCGUCAGCCAUCAAACAUCAGUGCUGACUUCUAUAAAAAUGGGACACUCCUCCAGACCUUCACCACAGGGGAGAUGACCAUCCCUGCAGUCUCAGAAUCACAUGAAGGAGUCUAUAGGUGCAGGAACCCAGAGAAAGGAGAGUCACCAGAGAGCUGGGUCAGUCAGAGGUCGGAAAGUUCAGAUUCUGAGUCCUCUAGUUUGGUGGUAGCAGUGGGCGUAGUGGUUGGACUGCUUAUAGCCUUUGCUCUGGUCAUUUUACUAGUCCUGCUGUAUCGCUCCCGCAAGGUCAAAGUUUCAGUGACACCAAACCUUGGUCAGCAGCAGAACAACAGCCCCAGUUCAACCUCCCAUCAAAGACCAGUUUCAGGUGGAGCUGUGGCUGGAACCAGUGACGUGGUCUACGCCCAGAUUGAGCUGAAGAAGAUGGAUGCAGAGAGGAAAAAGAAAGAAGGUGCAACAAAGUCAGACACCCUGUAUUCACUCCUGAAGCCAGUGAAGAAACCAGACUUAGCUGGCCCCAGUGAUGUCACAUAUGCUGAUGUACAGAUUAAGAUGAAGCCACAGGCGAACAGAGUGAGACAAAAGGCUGGUGUCAUCCUCAAGCCAAACUGGACAAAGCUAUUCAGAAGAGACACAGUGUUGUUCAGAUGCCACAUCCCAGGAGAGCCAUCCACCGACUGGGAGUACAUCUGGUACAAAGACGAGGAGGAGCUGAACCCAUCCAAGUCCUGGAGCGAGAGUAACGAGUAUAAGAACGUGGGUCCGGUGGAUGAAUCUGACAGUGGCGAGUAUGCCUGUUUGGGCAUGAGGAAAGUUGACUCUGUGUUCUCUGAGAUUAGCGAUGCUGUAAUACUUGUCAGUCAGUGUCAUUGUCAAGUCAGUGUCUUCACCGUUCAUGAAAAAGACAUCAUCACUAUCCCACUACCACCAAAAAAGGCUUACUCGUAGGCUGUAGUAUUGAACACAAUUGUUUCAUUUAUCAAUCCCACAGCGACAAGUACACCUGCACUGGUCUGAGGAAAAGUGACUACAAGUUCUCCCAAGCCUGUGAAU